Messenger RNA from Microthlaspi erraticum, 1149 nucleotides. The record is from the annotation of a GenBank genome assembly. Lineage: Eukaryota; Viridiplantae; Streptophyta; Magnoliopsida; Brassicales; Brassicaceae.
AUGUCAGGCCUUGGAGUUAAUAUUCAAAAGACCUCCAUGUUUUGUCAAGGUCUAGACAGUGAUACUCUUGGCAGGAUUCAAGCUCGUUUCAACUUGAGGGCUUCUUCUCUCCCCAUUCGUUAUUUGGGUCUGCCUCUCUCUUCCAAAAAGCUAAAUGUAGCUGAUUGUGAUCCGUUGCUUGCCCUUAUCAAAAAGAAGAUGGACGCAUGGACAAACAGAUUUUUAAGUCUGGCAGGAAGAUUAUCCCUUCUUUCCUCGGUUAUCUCGGGAAUUGUCGGAUUUUGGACCAGUGCUUUCAUUUUACCUCUGAAGGUGAUUAAGAAGAUCAAUAGUCUCUCUAGCUCCUUCUUAUGGCAUGGUAAAACAGGUUUGUCUUCUGCAGCAAAGGUUGCUUGGAAGACUAUCUCAUCUCCUAAGGCUGAAGGCGGCUUAGGACUUAGGGAUAUCGCAAGUUGGAAUAAUGCUUCUGCUUUGAAACUGAUUUGGAUGCUAUUUUUUCGAGCUGGAUCAAUCUGGGUAGCUUGGAUUAGAAGAAGAUAUCUUUCAAACGCAUCCUUCUGGGCACUCAACGACAAGAACUAUUCUUAUUCGUGGAUGUUUAGAAAGAUACUAAAGCUGCGCCAAAAAGCCAUUCAGUUUCUGAGAAUUAAAAUUGGGAAUGGAGAUUCUACUUUCUUUUGGUGGGAUCCUUGGACCCCUUUUGGAUCUUUAUCUGCUUAUUUGGGUGAAGAUGGGCCUUCUCGUCUUGGUAUCCCACUAAAUGCUACCGUGUCAGAUGUAUGGAGUGGUAAUGGAUGGACUCUGCCUCCGGCACGUACUGAUCGUCAGGUUAAUCUUCACUCGUACCUACUUACUGUUGGAUGUUCCUCUUCAGUUGAUACUCCGAUCUGGUCUAUCAAUGGUGUAAUCAGGAAGUCCUUUUCCUUAAAAGAGGUGUGGAACGAGAUUCGUAGCACGAAUCCAGAGGUCUUCUGGGCUCCUUUACUUUGGCAUAAGGCAGGUUUGGCUCGUCAUCAAACCACGUCAUGGCUUUUUCUUCUCAAUAGGAACCCAACUAUGGAUCGAAUGACUUCUUGGGGUUAUGAAACAGAGGGGAUUUGUUUACUUUGUGGUUUGGAUUCAGAAUCACGAGAUCAUCUGUUUUUUUAG